CAACCCUACCAAAUUAAUCAGAAGAGCGAACAUUCAAAGCUCCUCUCCCACCCUAUUAUCUUUUGUUUUAUCCCAAUGUCCUUGUCAUGAGUCUCUCAAUCUCAAACCUGUGGCAUAAAUAAAAAACCCCAACCCCCCCAUAGGCGUAGGCAUAAUAGCUCUACCUCUCUCUAAUCUCUAAUCUCUAUCUCUAUCUCAGUACCCCCAAAAAUGAGUUCCCUCUUCUACAUUAUUAUUAUUACUAUCAUCUUCUCCACUCUCAACUUUGUUCACUCUCGAACCUUAACUGAAACAACGUCCACCACCACUCUCGACGUAACAGCUUCGCUUCAAAAAACCCAAAGCGUUUUCAGUAGUUACAAUCCAAAGGCAAAGCCGCAAGCAUUUAACCAACAAAAACAAAAACAGACUCAGUCUCAGACUCUCUCAUCCCUCACACUUGAGCUACAUACUAGAACUUCUAUUCUUAGCCGGCCUACACACACUCACACUCACAGUCACACUGACUACAAGUCACUCACUAUAGCUCGACUCGAGCGCGACUCAGCCCGACUCAAAUCUUUAACCACUCGGUUACAUCUAGCCCUUACAGGCAUUCUCCAAUCAGAUCUCGAACCUUCGGGAGGACGAGGACAAGAACAACAACAAGAUCUACAAGGUCCCAUCAUUUCAGGAACGAGUCAAGGAAGCGGCGAGUACUUCUGCCGAGUCGCAAUCGGAAGACCACCGACUCCGGCGUACAUGGUUCUCGACACUGGCAGUGACGUCAACUGGCUUCAAUGUGCUCCAUGCGCCGAUUGUUACCAACAAGCCGAUCCGAUCUUCGAGCCGGCUUCAUCGGCUUCUUACUCGCCGCUCUCUUGCGAAACCAAGCAAUGCAAGUCCCUCGACGUGUCCGAGUGUCGCAACGGCACGUGUCUCUACGAGGUCGCUUACGGUGACGGCUCGUACACAGUCGGUGAAUUCGUCACCGAAACCCUAACUCUCGGAUCGGCUUCGGUGAACAAUGUAGCCAUUGGCUGUGGUCACAAUAACGAAGGCUUGUUCAUCGGCGCCGCAGGAUUGCUCGGACUCGGCGGCGGAAAGUUAUCGCUACCAUCUCAACUGAACGCGACGUCGUUUUCGUACUGUUUAGUUGACCGUGACUCGGACUCGGCUUCGACUCUUGAGUUCAACUCACCGCUACCUCCUAACGCCGUCACAGCUCCGUUACACCGUAACCCUAAACUGGACACGUUUUACUACGUCGGUGUAAGCGGGCUCAGUGUCGGAGGUGAGUCGCUUCGGAUUCCGGAGUCGGCGUUCGAAGUGGACUCGGGAGGGAACGGUGGAAUAAUCAUCGACUCGGGCACAGCCGUGAGUCGGUUACAAACGGGGACCUACAACUCGCUCCGUGACGCAUUUGUGAAAGGGACGAGGAGGUUGGGGUUGGCGUCAACUAACGGCGUGGCGUUAUUUGACACGUGUUACGACCUGUCGUCAAAGACGAGUGUGGAGGUUCCAACGGUGGCGUUUCAUUUUCCGAAUGGGAAAGUGUUGGCAUUAGCGGCCAAGAAUGUGUUGAUACCGGUUGACUCAACGGGGACCUUUUGUUUGGCGUUUGCUCCAACCUCCUCCGCCUUCUCUAUCAUUGGGAAUGUCCAACAGCAACAGACACGUGUCGCUUUCGAUCUCGCUAAUUCUCUCAUCGGAUUCUCUUCCACUAAAUGCUAGCUUCCUUGCUACUCCUUUAAUAUUAAUAUUGAUAUGAUAAUGGUAUUCGUAGUGCACUCAGUGUACUGUAGCGUAGGAUUCUAUUCUUCUGGAGAUGCUCAACAACAGUGUAAGUGUUUAAUGUCAUUGAAAUCUUUUAUAAACUACGCCUUUCUACGUUUAA
Messenger RNA from Quercus robur (English oak), 1876 nucleotides. RefSeq names its product protein ASPARTIC PROTEASE IN GUARD CELL 1. The transcript has a single exon. Lineage: Eukaryota; Viridiplantae; Streptophyta; Magnoliopsida; Fagales; Fagaceae. Gene Ontology annotation, biological process: proteolysis. The record is from RefSeq and is a predicted model, not a curated record. Bases 211 to 1713 code for a protein of 500 amino acids. Gene Ontology annotation, molecular function: aspartic-type endopeptidase activity.